AUGUCCUUUCGCAAGCGCAAUGUGGGCCUUACCGGCUCUGCGCGAGCGGAUGGGAUGCCCCAGACAAACCCUAGAGAAAGAGUCCAGCUGCCGGGAGUACGGCCAUCGCCUCUAGAUGGGCGGCCGACAACGUCCACUGGUACAGCCAGCCUCGAUGCCCUACUUGCAGGACACUCCGGCCUCGCUCUCGGAAGUUCCAUCUUGAUCGAAGAGAGCGGUACAACAGAUUAUGCUGGCGCACUGCUCAGAUUUUUUGCUGCUGAAGGGCUACUGCAAGGCCAGCAUGUCCAUGUCGUUGGGUUGCCAGAACACUGGGCUCGAGAGCUUCCGGGGGCGGUUGGAGAAUCCGAAAAGAAAGAGAAGCCGGUUGAAACCAAGGAGAAGAUGAAGAUCGCAUGGAGAUACGAGAGUCUAGGCCAAUUCGGCGCAAGCACAAACACAAGAGAACGGCGACAGUCACUCCCAGCCCAAGAAGCCCCAAGUCUAGCGUCAGGGCAGGCCAGCCCGGUGGCUUUCUGCCAUACAUUUGAUCUGACCAAGAGACUCGUCCAUCCAGCAUCCUCCAGAAUGGACUUUGUCCAGCUGGCAAUGAAUCCAACACAGUCCCCAUUCACCCCGGUGCUUGAGCAUCUCGGGAACUCUCUGUCAAGGUCCGCGCCCAACACGGUCCAUCGCAUCAUCAUUCCAUCCUUGCUGUCUCCAGCUCUCUAUCCGCCACAGUCCAGUCAACCACAAUACAUUCUUCAGUUCCUGCAUGGCAUACACUCUCUUUUCGCCGCAUACCCUGACCGGAUGACAGCGAUCAUGUCACUUCCAUUGUCUCUAUAUCCUCGAUCAUCGGGCCUCGUUAGGUGGAUGGAGUUGCUCAGUGAUGCUGUUCUUGAGCUCUCUCCGUUUCCACACUCGGCGGAUGGAGACGCACAACUCUCUCGAGGCCCAACUGCGACAGCUGAUGAACCUCCUCAGGGACUUCUCCAGGUUCACCGGCUGCCGAUCUUGCACGAUCGCGGAAGCGGGACAGGCACCUCAGAAACUGACUGGACCUUCACCCUGAGCCGAAGGAAGUUCACCAUCAAGCCUUUCAACCUUCCGCCAAUCGAAGGGGAUACAGAAGCACAGCAAGCGUCUGGGCCAGACCACAAUGGAAAAAAGUCAGACUUGGAGUUUUGA
Capronia coronata CBS 617.96 is the source of this 1170-nucleotide messenger RNA. RefSeq names its product elongator complex protein 4. The record is from RefSeq and is a predicted model, not a curated record. The transcript is spliced from 2 exons. Gene Ontology annotation, cellular component: elongator holoenzyme complex; cytoplasm; transcription elongation factor complex. Bases 1 to 1170 code for a protein of 389 amino acids. Gene Ontology annotation, biological process: tRNA wobble uridine modification. Lineage: Eukaryota; Fungi; Ascomycota; Eurotiomycetes; Chaetothyriales; Herpotrichiellaceae.